This is a messenger RNA of Rotaria socialis, 513 nucleotides long. Lineage: Eukaryota; Metazoa; Rotifera; Eurotatoria; Philodinida; Philodinidae. The record is from the annotation of a GenBank genome assembly.
AUGGCACACAUGCAACAGGGACAAAUUAAUGAUGUUGAUGAAGCUGCUCAACAAAAAUAUCACUUUGUUCAAGCAACAAAUACUAAUGGGCCGAAAAGAUAUUUGUCAAAUUCGAAUAAAUCAGUUUUUAAUUUAAAAUGGAAGCCUCCAGGUGCUAAACAAAAUCCAAUACAGAGUGAACAAAUAUACAUGCCAAAUCCAAAUCCUGGUUACGCCGUAGCACAUGCACCUGUUGAAUAUUAUUAUCCGUAUGCUCAUCCACCUGAGGCUACGAAGAAAAAACAACUGCCGAAAAAAACACGUCAACAGCCAGUGAAUGAUACAGUAAAAAAACCAAUAGGAAUAAAACAAAGUGAAAAAGCCGCCAAUUUAUACAGUAGUAAUAAAUUGAAAAUACAACAUUAUUAUGCUGAUUCACCAGAUGAAGCAAAACGACUUAUUAAUGAACUUCGACAAAAAGGCUUUGUCGAAACAGAUAUUAAAGUACAAGAAAGAGAUCCUGAUGAUAAUUAA